Molecule: messenger RNA, 1822 nt
Organism: Xenia sp. Carnegie-2017
Lineage: Eukaryota; Metazoa; Cnidaria; Anthozoa; Malacalcyonacea; Xeniidae
Product: coiled-coil domain-containing protein 6-like
Exons: 9
Coding region: 28-1224 (398 amino acids)
Source: RefSeq, a predicted model, not a curated record
AAAAAAACUUUGUGAAGUCUGGAAAAGAUGAAGAAAGGCAAUAACAUGAAGAACUCUUCCCCAAAUCAGUCUUCUGAGGGGCCUUCUGGCUUUAGUGAUAGUGACAUGAGCGCUGACGAGAGUUUCCCGUCUGAUAAAAGCAGAAUGGCGAGUUUGAUGCAAGAAAAGCGAGUUCUGAUGGUCGAACUCGAAACAUACAAAUUGAAAUGCAACCAACUUGUGGAGGAAAACAAAGCGCUUCGAAAAGCAAGCGUGAACAUUCAAGUAAAAGCAGAGCAGGAGGAAGAGUUUAUAUCAAAUACUUUGAUGAAAAAGAUACAAUCACUCAAGAAGGAAAAGGAAUCAUUAGCAAUGAAUUAUGAACAGGAAGAAGAGUAUUUGACCAAUGAUUUAUCUAGAAAACUAAUGCAGUUACGAAAAGAGAAAUUCCAACUGGAACAAACACUAGAACAUGAACAGGAAUUUCAAGUGAACAAACUUAUGCGAAAGAUUGAAAGACUAGAAGCUGAUGUUGUUUCAAAGCAGACAUGCCUGGAACAGUUGAGGAAAGAAAAAGUUGAUUUGGAGAACACAUUAGAACAAGAACAGGAGUCUCUUGUCAACAGAUUGUGGAAAAAAAUGGAGAGACUUGAAUCACAAAAAAGACAUCUUCAAGAAAGACUUGAAGAACCUGUUUCAGAGCCGCCGUCACCAAGAGAUAUUGAUGAUCCAAAUGACCUAACCAUAAAAACAAUGACAUCAAAAAUAAAGUCAUUAAGAGAUGAAGUUCGACGUCUUCGAGGUCAACUGCUUGCUUCAGAGAAACAACAUGCUGAAAAGAUGGCUGCUCUGGAAAAGGAGGAACGACAGAUUAAAGAAGAGAAUAUUCGUCUACAACGAAGGCUUUUAUUAGAGCAAGAGCGAAGAGAGAAUUUGGGAAGGCAGUUGUCAGAGAGCGAAUCUAGUUUAGAGAUGGAAGACGAGAGACAUUUUAACGAGUACACAUCAGCUCAAUACAGUCAUCGCGAAAGAACGCGGUCACUAUCCCCAGUUCAUUGUGUAGCCUUUGGGUUUUCGUCGUCUUCGCCUCGUUCCAGUCUUCACUCGUCUACCAGCAGCCUAGCAUCACAGAGUCUGCCUACAAUGGGAACAUCUCCGCCAACCGGGAGACAUAUUAAACAUGCCAGCCCAAAGCCAAGUAAACCGACAAGCGGGGGAGCAGGCUCAUCAAGUACGACGGUGUAACAAAGACAAUAUACUCUCCCCUCCCCCCUCACAUGCAAUAUAGAGUUAUCAAAGAAAAACCUAAAAAAUGUAAAUAUAACAUCAUUGGCUAAAGUCAGUGAGGAUUCUCACAAUAUCACUACGUAUAAAGACGUUGAUAUUUUUUUCGUGUAAAUACUGUAUAUCUAGGCUGAAGUAGCAAUUAUACAGUUUGAAAUUUGUGGUUUGUGAUGGUAAACAAAUACCAUUAAUUCUUACAUACAUAUUCUAACUUAAUAACGACUUCGUUAAAUCUACAAAAGGUCAGUAGAGCAAUGUACAUAUAACAUAUGUUUUAAAUGUUCACCUGUAGAUAAGUGUUACCUACUGAGCGAUCUGACUUGCGUUUCGACCUAAUGGGUUAAACUUUACAGAUGUGGCAAAAUUAAAAAUCAAAAUAACGAGUCCUCCAAAGAAAAACUUUCUCAUCUACCUUUUUAUUUUGUUAUAUAAUAAGAGAUGUACGAUCAAAACUUUAAACUGUUAAAACCCAUAUCUUUUACAAUGUGUAUAUGUAUGUUGUUUAAAAUGUAUAGUAAAUGACAUGAUAUAAUUUACAUUAAUAAAAUUUUUACAUGCA